AUGGCGUCAGCACAGCCUCCCAUGCUGGCGAAGGGCAUGUGGAAGGAGCUGUGGGAGUCCAGGGCAUGGCGCCUCUUCCCGCUCAUCCUUUUAUAUGUAGGUACAGAACGCCUCCACCUCACCCACAUCCCAACAGCCCUCACCUUCCUGGUGCCCCAUCUGCCCACCUUGCUCACCAACGACUUUGCUUCCCGCCGUGCCGGGCGCCAGCUGCACUGCGAGGACUACGUCGUGGCCGAGGCCCCCACGGCCUGUCGUGACGCCCACUCAGAGGUGGUUGCCUGGUCCAGCGGGGCCUCCUUCCUCUCCAACACCGUCAUCAGCCUCUUCAUGAUCCCCAUGGUGGGCCACUGGAGCGACCUGUAUGGGCGUCGGCCCUUCAUGGCCGCCCCCCAGCUUGCCUCCCUGGGCAGCCUCGGCGUGGUCCUGCUCCACCUCCGAAUUGGGCUGCCGCUGUACUGGUACUACGUCGUCCAGGUGUGCAUGAGCGGCUUCUCUGCCCUGGCGGUGAAUCUGGCCUUCCUGGCCGACACCCUGUCCCCGGUCAACCGCCCGCCGGCCUUCGGCCUGGUGCUGGCCGUCUUCUCAGCCGCCGUCAUCCUGGGGCCCACACUGGGCAGCCACCUGGGCGCUGACCUGGCUGUGAAGGCCGCCAUGGUCGUGGUGCUGCUCUGCUCAAUCUCCACCCUCACCCUCCUUCCGGAGAGCCUGCCCAAGGAGGCCCGGGGCCGGCCUCCCACGUCGCCGCAUGCCCGCCAGCCGCUGCCCGCCUGGCGGGCGGUGACCAUCCUCACUCGCUCCCGCCUCUUCAUCACCCUGACGCUGUGCAUGAUGCUGAUGGGGAUGACGGCAGAGGGCAUCCAGGACCUCCUAGUGCAGUACCUGCAGCUGAAACUGGGCUUUGGGGUGCAGGACCAGGCCCACCUGUUUGUGGUGCUGGGCGUGGGGGGCCUGCUGGUGCAGGGCCUCCUGCUGCGGCCCCUCCUGUCUCUGGCCGGGGACAAGUCAGUGCUCAUGCUGGGCCUGACGGCCUCUCUGGUGCAGCAACUGGCCCUGGCAGUCGCGGGGACCAAGACCCAAGCCCUGGCUGCAGUGGGUCUGGGCGCCAUCGGGUCUGUCACCUUCCCUGUGAUCAGCUCCCUGAAGGCUAACAACGCCAGACGGGAUGAGCAAGGUGCUGUGCAGGGUGCCCUGAUGGGCGCGCGGGCGGUGGCCUCUGGCUUUGGACCCAUCGUCUUCUCCCUGCUGUUCGCCGCCUUCACCCGCUCCGACUCGCCGCUGCCCUACUUUCCGGGUGCCCCUUUCCUCCUGGCGGCAGCCCUCACCCUGGGGGCAGCGGGGGCAGCCCUCAGCAUGCCCAUCCCCUGGAUGGUCACAGCAGCCAAGGCUGAGGAGGGGGUGGCCAUGCCAGACCCCCCAGGAGAGGUGAUCUGGGAUCGGGAGGGUCCUGAGGACCUGGAGCAUGCCAUGCUUCCCGUGGAGGCCAGGCCCCUCCUGUGA
Molecule: messenger RNA, 1500 nt
Organism: Auxenochlorella protothecoides
Lineage: Eukaryota; Viridiplantae; Chlorophyta; Trebouxiophyceae; Chlorellales; Chlorellaceae
Product: Hippocampus abundant transcript-like protein 1
Exons: 7
Coding region: 1-1500 (499 amino acids)
Biological process (GO): transmembrane transport
Cellular component (GO): membrane
Molecular function (GO): transmembrane transporter activity
Source: RefSeq, a predicted model, not a curated record